Molecule: messenger RNA, 658 nt
Organism: Myzus persicae (green peach aphid)
Lineage: Eukaryota; Metazoa; Arthropoda; Insecta; Hemiptera; Aphididae
Exons: 2
Coding region: 230-658 (142 amino acids)
Source: RefSeq, a predicted model, not a curated record
ACCGGCGCGCUCACUGCCGCCGCCGCCAUCACCUUUACACGCCGCCGCCGCCGUCGCCGCCGUGAACCGACAGUCGACUUGGGCGCAUCACGCCGUCAGAGUCGUCGUCGUCAGAUUCGUCGCCGCUACCGUCACAGACGUCGCCGACCGGUGCCAGUGGUCGGACGUGACGGUUUUUGGCGCGCGCUCGUCCAGGCAUCACGGAGCCGUAGUGGACGAACGGCCGGCCAUGCGGCCACCGCCGGACCGGGGACCCGGUCCUCCGCCCCGUUCAACGAUGCUAUCCAGGAUCGUGGCCGUCCUCCUAACGGCCGCACUUCUGACGGACGUUGCACUUGCCGAGAAGAACAAAUUUUAUGAAAUGCAAACUAUAUGCAAAACUCAUUUUCUCCAACAAGUGUACAGAAAGAUCGAAGGCGCGGUAUUGGACUCACAAAACGAACGGAACUUGGAUUGCGUGACCACGUUUCAAACACAUUCCAUCCUGCAGAGGUUUAUGAUACAUUUUGAUCGUUUGCAAUUGGACUGCAACGAUCAUCUGUUCAUAUUCGAUGGCGCCCAUGCGGUCGGACAACAUAAGGUAUGUCAAUCGAUAAUAUUAUGGUAUUACGUUAUAGGUACGUCAUUUUAUAAAAAAAAAAAAAAACAUUUUAUUUAA